Messenger RNA from Microthlaspi erraticum, 1092 nucleotides. The record is from the annotation of a GenBank genome assembly. Lineage: Eukaryota; Viridiplantae; Streptophyta; Magnoliopsida; Brassicales; Brassicaceae.
AUGGAGUCAGUGGAAUCUUGUAGCGUUCCUCCAGGAUUUAGGUUCCAUCCUACAGACGAAGAGCUUGUCGGGUACUAUCUAAGGAAGAAAGUCGCAUCGCAGAAGAUUGAUCUUGAUGUCAUUAGAGACAUUGAUCUAUACAAAAUCGAACCAUGGGAUCUACAAGAGCGAUGUCGAAUCGGGUAUGAGGAACAAAAUGACUGGUACUUUUUUAGUCACAAGGACAAGAAAUAUCCAACGGGGACAAGGACUAAUAGAGCAACCAUGGCUGGAUUCUGGAAAGCCACAGGAAGAGACAAAGCUGUUUAUGACAAAACAAAACUGAUUGGGAUGAGGAAAACACUUGUGUUCUACAAAGGACGUGCUCCUAAUGGCCAGAAAUCCGAUUGGAUCAUGCAUGAAUACCGGCUCGAGUCAGAUGAGAACGCACCGCCUCAGGAAGAAGGAUGGGUGGUUUGUAGAGCAUUUAAGAAAAGAACGACAGGGCAAGGCAAGAGCACGGAAACUUGGAGCUCAAGUUACUUCUACGAUGAAGUCACAUCGAAUGGAGUUAACUCGGUUAUGGACCCCAUUGAUUACAUAUCUAAUCAACAACAUCACAUUUUUGGAAAAGGUAUGAUGUGUAAGCAAGAACUAGAAGGAAUGGUUGAUGGUCUAAACUACAUGCAAUCAAAUCAUCAAUUUAUUCAGCUCCCGCAACUCCAAAGCCCAUCUCUCCCACUGAUGAAAAGGCCAUCAAGCGCGAUGUCCAUAACCUCAAUGGACAACAAUAAUAACUACAAACUCUCAGUAGAGGACGUAGAAAGCUUCGGGUCAUUAAUAAGCAGUGAGAAUAAGAGGAAGAAGAAGAAGAACCAAGUAAGGAUGACGGGAGACUGGAGAGAGUUAGACAAGUUUGUUGCUUCUCAACUUAUGAGCCAAGAGGAUAACGGAACUUCUAGCUUCAUUGAUCAUCAUAUCGAUCAUGAAGAUAUGGAUAUGGAUUCGUCGAUGUUGUUGUUGAACGAGAGAGAAGAAGAGAACAUGUUCAUCAGUGAGUUCUUGAGUACAAACUCGGAUUACGAUAUUGGGAUUUGCGUUUUUAAUAAAUGA